GUUCUCAUACCCCCUCUCGCUUUCCACCCUGUCCUCUUUGUUUUUGUGUACUUAGAAGUAACUAUACCUUGUUUCGUAGAAAAAUAUAACAAGUGCAAAACUAUAUCGUAAAUCUACUCUACGAAUACUUACAAUUCAUUACAUGUACAACUAGUACUAUAAAAUCUUCAUCAAGAUGAAAAAUAUGUUAUCUCGGCCUCGAAGGAGAUUCACUCGCGUUGUUUGGGUCGUUGGAGCAGGGCUCCUCUCGACAAGCUUGUGCUGUGAAGCGGCAUCUGUUGUGGAUCCUGGGGGUCAGCGAUUCACAUCAAACCAUGUCGUUGUAGGCCCUCCUCCUGGACUAGAGCGGCCAGAAGAUCAAGAUGUUGCCCUAGAACUGCUAAAUGAAGAACUAGGCUUUUCGGACAUUGGAUUUGGGUGUCCAGGUAUUGUGGCAGGAGCAAUACUGCAAGACGAUACUAGCGUUAACGUCAGAGUAAAGACGGGAAGUAAAGCAAACGAGAAUGUCGCUGUUGGAGAUGUUGGGGGAGGUGCAGGUCGUCCUUCCAUUAAGAAAAUUGUCAUCCUUCGUUUCGACAGAGGGUAACGUUAAGGUUCUUCAUGUCAGAAGUUGGUGUAUGCUCUCCCACAAUUCCAGCACUGAGUAGUCAUUUAGUAUAUUUAAUUUACUUAUACAAAGGUAGGAAAUCGAAAUUCUUAGCUUGCCAAACCACAAACAUGAGCUGAUGACCUUCUGUUCUUUUCUAAUUCUAGUGCAGGCAGCAACACUAUGGUAGACCGCAAGGGAAGCAAAGGAAGCUCUGGCGGUAGCAGCACUGGUGGGCAAUCGAAAAUUUCGGUGAAGACCACAGCUGAGGACAUUCAAACUUCUCGCGGCCCACAGCUGAGGACAUUCAAGCCUCCAGCAGCAGUUGUAGCAUCUGCAGGAGCACAGGAACAAUACGGCAGUAAUGGCAACAGUAAUGGCAACGUCGUGGCAAGGGGGAAACAUCAUCCAGGAACGAAUAGAAAAACUUCUGGAGCAGGUCAACUACAUCAUCAAGAACAAUCUGGAUGUGGUGCGACUUCAGCUUCUCGUAUGCACGCCAGAAGCAAGACUUAUCAUGUAAAUCACUACAAUUCCAACCCACUGCCCUUGUCCAGCAGUCCCGGAUUCGUACCUGACUUCAACGCACAAUACUAUGCAUCGUCAGGGUACCCAGCUCCGGGAUACGACGCUAGCACGUCAGGCUCCUACGGAUCAGCUUAUCCAUAUUAUCCGCCGCAUCAUCAUGGUGCACCACCAGCGCCGUAUGCUGGUCCAGGGACUAUGCACAUGCAACAAUAUGCAGACCCUAGUGCAGGAGCAUACGCUGUUCAACAUGAUGUGCACACUUAUGGAGGAGCUACAACUGGCUACCAGCACCAGUACCAGUAUCAGUCGCCUGUCCAUCCGCAACAUCAACAGCAGAUGUACGAAGUGAACGCGGCAACUACUGCUCCUGGACCAUAUGUUGAUCCCGGGCAGCAGCAAGGAUAUCAUCCACUACCCGGAACCGGGGGCUCAGAUUAUCUUAUGGCUUCGAAUUCGAUAAAGAACAAUUUAUUUGAUCUUGAGAAAACGAAAAAUUGACUUUUUUUCUUGGCAAUUUCUGACAUCCUAGUACUAGUACAACUUGUACCACUGCUAAUGCUUACUCGAUGAUACAAUCGACGGCGAACGCGUGGCACCAGGCUGCCACUGGAGAGCACCAGCAUCAAUUCUUGCCUAAACAUCAUCAUCAAGAACAUCAAGUACCACAUCAACCACGACAAAGCUAUAUCCAGAACGAUCCUAUCAAUAAUUAUCACGGGUAUGUGGGCGCACUGGCGGGUACAGAUGCUAAAUCGGUUUUCGAUCAGAGACGGAGCAGUCCUCCUGCUCAAGCUCAGAUUUCUUCUCCACCUAAAACUCUCCCCUUCGAUCCUACUGCAAUUGUGGUCGAGAGAGCGGAAAGCAGGAAGCAUGGGCAUCGGCAUCCUCUGUUAUCAUAUGCGGAACAAGUUGCACCAGUAGAGCAAGAGUACUCAAACAAAUAUGAAGAAUAUGCACCAGAACAUGAAGCAGAACAAGCUGCAUACAAGAACUUCUUCUAUGCAUCAUCUUCUUUGCAGAUGAAACAGCAACAAUUACAACAACUACAACACGACCAACAUCCAAAUCGCCCUUCUGCUCCUCAACUUUUCGUUUUUAAUCCCAUCACUGGGAAACCAGAAGCGCUUGCUGCGUCCUCAACUACUAGGACAACCGAAGAGGAACAAGGACAAGCAACUAGAGACAGGAGCCCAAAAGAUUUCGAAAAAAUCGUCAGUGACAUACAAAGGAAACUCUCUUACUCUUUCGAUCACUCAACAGAGCACGAGCAGCAGGACGCUUCAUCAAAGACUCUUUGGCCAGGACAAGCGACUACCGUAGAAUUUUUAGGUCUAAACACGCCUCCUCUUGUAGCAGCUCCGGGAACAGCAAGUCCUCCUCCCCACGCAGCAAGUCCUCCUCCAACUCAAGAGCAGGGAACAGCAAGUCCUCCUCCCCACGCAGCAAGUCCUCCUCCAACUCAAGCGCAUCCGGUAGUUUUCGCAUCCGGACACGAAAAGAUGAACCAGUUUUCGCAUCCGUACAAAGGCAACAACGAGCAGCUCGUGCAGCACGCCGCGCAACCCGGCGCUGGCUUCGCACUUUCCAAGGAGCAAUCCUCGCAAGAUUUUCUUGCGGCAAACGCGUUCAAGAAUGUGCUGGGUCAUACUGCGUCCGCGACGACUACGGUGCCAAAUACUACGGUGUUGAAUACUGCCGUCCCCAAUUGGGAUAACUAUACCGAUGAAGACCUCAAGGUGGUACCUGAGUCGGUUGUUCACGCUAUAGCUCCUGUUGAAGUUGAUGCAGGAUACAAGCAAGGUACUAAAGUUAAGUAAAUUUAUAGUCUGAUGUUGAAAGGCUGAUGAAAAGUAGAACAUUAAAACCGACGGCGCAGGUACUAAAGUCAUAGUCAAAAGUCAAAUAAAAAUGCUAGAGUCUAACCUUCUUCUAAUCUUCUACCUUCUAACCUUCUACUUUAGGUCCUCCAGCAACGUUGGAGGACGAGGAGCUCAUGAUACAGCAGGGAUGGGAUAAUGCUGGUAAUAUUUUCGAAGACGAAAAGUAG
Molecule: messenger RNA, 3161 nt
Organism: Amoebophrya sp. A25
Lineage: Eukaryota; Dinophyceae; Syndiniales; Amoebophryaceae
Source: the annotation of a GenBank genome assembly